Messenger RNA from Periophthalmus magnuspinnatus, 5491 nucleotides. RefSeq names its product REV1 DNA directed polymerase (gene rev1). Bases 286 to 4098 code for a protein of 1270 amino acids. Gene Ontology annotation, cellular component: nucleus. The record is from RefSeq and is a predicted model, not a curated record. Gene Ontology annotation, biological process: error-prone translesion synthesis; error-free translesion synthesis. Gene Ontology annotation, molecular function: DNA-directed DNA polymerase activity; damaged DNA binding; deoxycytidyl transferase activity. The transcript is spliced from 22 exons. Lineage: Eukaryota; Metazoa; Chordata; Actinopteri; Gobiiformes; Gobiidae.
GUAUAGAAAAGGAAAGCAGCAGCAAAGCAGGCGGUAGAGAGCUAAAGGACUGCGAGGUGGGCGAAAAUACUCAAGUGACAUGGCGUGGCAGCGUGACAAAACAGGGGCACUUUGGUUCACUGGAAGUGGUUUUGUCGCGACCAAAACAAAGAGCGAGGGGUCGAGUUAACAGUGUGGAGGGCUUAGCUUUUUAUCACCGCGCACUUGGAUUAUACCGGGGCUCUAUCUGCAGGAACAAGUCUGUGGCUAACAAGCUGCGAUUCACAUUAUAAAAGGUAGCUCAGCAUGAGUCGAGAUGGAUGGAUGAAGAAGAAAUCUCUUGCAGGCGAUGAUAAUGGCUGGGCUGAAAGGGGUGGCUAUAUGGCUGCCAAAGUUGCCAAGCUAGAUGAACAGUUUAAACUCUCUGCUCCCAGAGAAAAACACAAAGAAGGCACAUCCUCAGCUAUUUUCAGUGGAAUUGCAAUCUAUGUUAAUGGAUACACAGAUCCAAGUGCAGAUGAGUUGCGCAGAUUGAUGAUGCUACACGGUGGUCAAUUCCAUGUUUACUACCGUCGCUCCAAGACCACUCAUAUUAUUGCUAAUAAUUUGCCCAACAGCAAAAUUCAGGAUCUUAAAGGUGAAAAAGUUAUUCGACCAGAGUGGAUCACUGACAGUAUCAAGGCUGGACGACUCCUUCCAUAUUUACAGUACCAACUAUAUGCCAAAGGCAAAGGUGUGCUUUUCACAGGGAUAAAUGUUCGUCAAGAUACAAAUAUUGUAGAUCCCUUCCAAGCCCUACCUCAACCAAACGUCAGUCAAAAUCAUUUUCUGCCACAGCACAGCAAGCACUCAUUAAAUACUUACCAUAAAAAAAUAGGCCCUAAUCAUGCCAAAAACUAUGCCUGUUUACAACCGCAGUUUAGUUCCAGCGUAGCUCAGGACAAAAGACUUGGCCACCCACAACCUCAGAUAAAGUCACUCAGAUGUCAGAAUGGUGUGGACAUUAAAAUAAAUGGACAUGCUACAACGCUACUCGACACAAGCCAUUCUGCACUGGCUGCAAAUGAAGAUUCUUCACUGAAUGAAGUUCCUCUUACAAAUGGACACACUCGCCUCAAUAACGGUGCCUUAAAACAGGAGGAUCUCUCCCCUGUUACUGAGCCCUCUGACUUUUACUUGCUUGAAAGCAAGGCAAGAGGUCCAGACCACAAACAUUUUACUUCAAUAGGUCCUCAUUCAAAAUGGGAUCCUUACGAUUUCCCUCAUAGUCCUGAAACUCAGUCUGGAAAGGACUUUGAAUUGCAGGAUCAGCAUUGUGUUGAUGCUCUAAAUAAGGCAGAACCCAAAGCUAUAAAAAUUACUUGCUGUCCAUCUUCACAAGAGCCUGAGACAAGUCUCAAUGGUGAUUCUUGUCAAGAAAAUUCAUGUGUGUCACGUUUGAAUGGACAUUACCACAAUAUUUCUGACUGUUCCUCAGUGAACAAAAAUGAUUCCUUUACUGAGCAAACAUUGUCAAAGUCCUCAGAGUUGCAGGCUCAAACAGAUAAUUUGAUUUCUGAGUUCUACUCACAUUCGCGUUUACAUCAGAUCUCAACAUGGAGGACUGCUUUUUCUGAAUAUGUCAAUGAGCUUCAUUGCAAAAGAAAAACAUCAGAUACUACUUCAUUUUCUGGGGUGGAUCGGCUUAGAAAAAUGAAAGGACAAGGCAGCUGUGCCAGCCAAGGUUCAUCUGUAACUGUUAAGUCUUGCAUAUUUCAUGUUGACAUGGAUUGCUUUUUUGUAUCUGUUGGCAUUCGACACCGUCCAGACCUAAAAGGCAAACCUGUUGCUGUGACCAGUAACCGGGGACUAGGGAGAGUACCCCUGAGGCCUGGCGCCAACCCUCAGCUGGAAAAGAACUACUAUGAAGGAAAACUAAAUCACGCUCAACAUAGAAACGAGGAUGAGGAUCUACACAGAACUCCUUCACAAGAGAUACCUGACUUGCAUACUAAUGGUGUAGAACAGGAUGCUACUGCGCUUUCUAUGGCAGAGAUUGCAUCAUGUAGUUAUGAGGCAAGGAAGGCGGGUGUAAAAAACGGAAUGUUUUUUGGCAAAGCUAAACAGUUGUGUCCAUCACUACAAUCUGUCCCUUAUGACUUUGAAGCCUAUAAACAAGUUGCUCUCACAAUGUAUGAGACUUUAGCUAGUUACACUCAUGACAUAGAGGCUUUGAGCUGUGAUGAGGUCUUGAUAGAUGCCACCUCAAUGAUCAGAGAGUUGAAAAUAAGCCCAAAUGACCUGGCCAGUGCCAUAAGAGCUGAUAUCAAGGAGAAAACUGGAUGUUGUGCCUCAGUUGGAAUGGGUUCCAACAUUCUGUUGGCUAGGCUGGCAACACGUAGAGCCAAGCCCAACGGGCAAUAUUUUCUGAAAUCUGAAGAAGUAGAUGAUUUUAUCAGGGAUUUGGCAGUAACUAGCUUACCUGGUGUUGGGCCUGCUAUGGGCAGAAAACUUGCUGCAAUGGGGGUCAGGUCUUGUGGAGAUCUCCGACAAGUGUCCAUGUCUGUACUUCAAAAGAAGUUUGGACCAAGAACCGGCCAAACAUUGUUUCGUUUUUGCCGAGGCCUGGAUGACAGACCUGUUCGUUAUGAAAAGGAACGCAAGUCAGUUUCUGCUGAAAUGAACUACAACAUACGCUUCACCAGGAUUGAUGAGGCGGAGUGCUUCCUGACAAAUUUAUCCAUGGAAGUUCAAAAAAGAUUAAAAGCAGCUGGGUUACGGGGCCGCAGAGUAACCCUUAAAGUCAUGAUUCGCAAAGUGGGAGCUCCAAUAGAGCCUGCUAAAUAUGGAGGUCAUGGCAUAUGUGACAGCAUAGCCAGGACUGUGAUGCUUGCUCAGUCUACAGACAAUGGUCAACUUAUUGCAUUGGCUGUCAUCAAGCUUUUCCAUGCAAUGAAGCUGCAGGUCCAAGAUCUGAGAGGGGUGGGAAUCCAGGUCCAGCUGCUUGAAGGAAAUAACUCUGUGAAUCCAGACUCUCGCUCCAUCAAAGACUUGUUCACGCGACAGGGACUUCAAGCACAAUGUCCCAAAACAGGCACUGGACCCACAAAGGAAAAUACCACAGCGAUGCCUCAAGAAUCAUCCUCAGCCCCUGCCUCUUCUGUCGGGGCAGUUUCUGAAACAAGUAAAAGGGAAACUCUCACAACUCGACAUAAUCCUCAAUCACACCGUAGACUAAGCAUUGAUGUUCCCUCUCCUUCCCAGGUGGAUCGUUCUGUAUUAGAAGCGUUGCCUGCAGAUCUUCGAGAACAAGUGGAACAGUCAUGGACUUUUCGAGAAGUGAAAUUAAAUGGUGAUAUGUCCCUAAAUCCACAGCCUUCUCAUCCUUCUCCAUCUGACUCAACAAAGCCAUCUCCAACUGCAAGCAAAAUAAUAUUACAAAUACCAAAUCAACCAGAAAACACAGGAAUUGUUUUAGAAUUGCCCAACUUCUCACAGAUUGACCCGGAGGUCUUUGCUGCCCUACCCAAAGAGCUGCAGGAUGAGAUUAAGUCUGCCUACAGCCGAACAACCAAUCAAAAAGAGCAAGCAUCCGAGGUUAGAAAUCCACUGUUACAGUUGAAACAGGCAGGAGUCGGUCCUGUUCGCGUUAAGAGGCAAUACAAGAGGAAGAACAACUCAAGUCCAGCUAAAAAUGGCCCUUCUCCUCUUAAGAAACGACCAUUGACCAACAGUCCAGCUAAAAUCCUUCCAUCUCCAAUAAAGCUGGGAGAACCAAUUGACAGGCUUAAGACUGAAAAUAGUUCCUCAAAGCAAGACAUCCCACAGUCUGCAGCAGUGUCUCGUGCUUCUCCAACACUGGCUGGAGCCUCUGAAUGGACAGACAUUAAAACUCUUCUGCGGGAAUGGGUCACUACUAUCACAGAACCAAUGGAGGAAGACAUACUUCAAGUUGUGAAAUACUGUACUGAUUUAAUUGAGGACAAAGAUCUGGAGAAGUUGGAUUUGGUCAUAAAAUACAUGAAAAGGCUUAUGAAGCUGUCAGUGGAGUCUGUUUGGAGUAUGGCUUUUGACUUUAUUGUAGACAAUGUUCAGGUCGUUCUGCAGCAAACAUACGGUAGCACUCUCAAGUUGGUGUGAUUGAAAGUGGCAAUUAAGGUUUGAAGCCCAAUGUCACCAUAUAUGGACAUCCUCAGGAGUACACUCACUUUGGUAAAGUACAUUUUCUCAAAAUGGUGUGCUGCCAGUUUGAUUUACGGGUUUCCCUAUUGGCCAACCACUCAUAAACAAUAUACCAAAACCAGUUAACAAGAGACAAGUGUGACAAAGUAAAGCUGCCAAAGUGAAUUCUUGUAAGGCAACUUUUUCCACCUAAUGAGAGUAACAAUAAAUGCUGGUAAUUCAUUUUAUACAGCAUUAUACAGAUUUAGCACUUUGUAAAAUAAUGCAUCCAUUUUCUAAAAUAUUUGAAAUUUUAUAUGUGCAAUCACGCCUCAAAACAUUUUUAUUCUUUAACUACUCACCAUGACAUUUUUUCCUCUUAUUUCUGACAGUUUGUACUGUGAGAGGCUAUACAUUCUCACCAUGUGUUGACCUCUGAAGAUUGUAAUGGACAGUAUUUUUAUUUUAUAUUUGAAUUAGUUUGGUCAUUCCAUCAUUCAGUAGGAAUGUAACAGUGAUGUAACAUAAUUUCCAGUGAAAAUGUUUAAAAUUUUACUACUGGGUCAAAAAAAGCAGCCAGACAAAGGCUGCAUGAGGUAGUAUUCUUUUUUUUUUUUUUUUACCAAGUGCCAAACUCUGUUAUGUGUAAAUAAUGUAAACUCAUGUAAAUGUUUAUAUGUCCUGUAUUUGUUUUACGUGUAGUGAAUUCUUAGUAACUGUAUUCUAAAUUUGUAAUUAUUUUUACUUGAGUACAUGAAUGUUUCCACUACUUUCUAUGGGAGGCAGAAGCUGGCUAAAGCGCUUCACUAAGGUCAAAUAGUCAUAUUUGUAAGCACUGUUGAGCUAAAACAAUUUUACAGGGGCUAUGGCAAUCAAUAAUUAGCCUAUGCAUUUUAUUUCAGCAAAUAAGAUGUCCUUUCAAGACCUCUAACAUUUCAUACAGCAUUUAUAUUGGAGUAAAUUUUAUAAACUUGAAUAUGUACCACUUUUGGAAUUUAACUUUUAAUUCUGUGUAUCUCACCUGUGUAUUGUACAUGUAGAAAGAAAUUUUGACAGUACUUCCUGUAUUUCUACUAAGUUAACAUUUGAGAGGUGAUGAAGAUGCUUUUUUAAUCAGAUAUUGACAAACCAACCUAUGAUUACAACAAGCAAAUAAAAUAGUUUGCUCUGAAAAGUGAUAAUGAAUGUAAUUCAGAAUGUGCAGAUUUUUGCUCACCUCAAAGAUGUUAGCUUUCUCUGUUACGUUUCUAAAGGGAAUGGCCAAAAUAAAACGGUCUGUCUUGCCAUUUCCUUUCUGGCUGGUGCCUGAAGACCUGAAGCUGUGAACGUUUGUAAGUUUUUUAAGUCUUUGUAAAUAAAUUGUCAACUGUGA